This is a messenger RNA of Rotaria sordida, 369 nucleotides long. The record is from the annotation of a GenBank genome assembly. NCBI's taxonomy places the organism in Eukaryota, Metazoa, Rotifera, Eurotatoria, Philodinida, Philodinidae.
AUGCUUGUAUGGAUAUCACAUAUGAAUAAUGAUUAUGUUAUUCAUAUGUAUUGUUGUGAUCCACGACAAAUAACAGAUAAAACAUGCAAAUGUGAUUUUGUUAAAUCUUUUCCAGAUAUUUAUACUCAUUUACGAGUAGCACUAGAAAAACAAGGUAUUCAAUUACGACGUCUGAUUAAUAUUCCAAAUACUUUCAAAGCAUUACCAGAUCUUAGUGUUUCCAGAUUUAUACCAACUGAUGUUGGUACUGAUCCAAGAGAAAAUCGAUAUUUUAAUAUGGUUAAACAAACAUUUGAUUAUGAUCCAAAUGGCAUUUUUGUACGUACGUGGUGUCAUGAAUUAGCUCGACUAUCGAAUGAAUAUAUUUAA